This is a messenger RNA of Micropterus dolomieu (smallmouth bass), 1443 nucleotides long. Its product is annotated as ammonium transporter Rh type B-like. Lineage: Eukaryota; Metazoa; Chordata; Actinopteri; Centrarchiformes; Centrarchidae. Bases 1 to 1443 code for a protein of 480 amino acids. Gene Ontology annotation, cellular component: plasma membrane. Gene Ontology annotation, biological process: ammonium homeostasis; ammonium transmembrane transport. The transcript has a single exon. The record is from RefSeq and is a predicted model, not a curated record. Gene Ontology annotation, molecular function: ammonium channel activity.
AUGAAUGUGUCUACAAGUUUGAGGGUGCGCCUGCCGGUGCUCGUGCUGGUGUUGGAGGUUGUCAUUAUAGCUCUUUAUGCAGUGUUUGUUACUUAUGACGACAAUGCCAACGCUAAACUGCAAAACAAUGAGACCAACCCGAUGGAGAACUCCCUGUAUCAGGAUUAUCCCUUCUUUGCAGAUGUGCAGGUGAUGAUCUUCAUAGGCUUCGGCUGCCUGCUGGCCUUCUUCCGAUUCUACGGCUUCAGUGGGAUGGUCUUCAACUUUCUUACAGCGACAUUCACAAUUCAGUGGGCGAUUCUGAUGCAAGGUUUCUUCCAGUUUUACUAUGACGGUAAAAUUCACCUGGGGGUGAUCAACUUGCUUAAUGCAGAGUUUGCCUGCGCAGUGGUGCUCAUCUCUUUCGGAGCCGUGAUUGGGAAGACCAGUCCUGUUCAGCUCCUGGUCAUGGCUUUGCUGGAGGUCCCUGUCUUUGCUGUGACAGAGUGGGCUGUAUUGAAAUAUGUUAGGAUCAAUGAUGCAGGUGGCUCUAUUCUUAUUCACCUGUUUGCCUGCUACUUUGGUCUAGGGGUGACAUUUGUGCUGUACCGCCCAAGCCUGAAUAAGGGGCAUGCUAAAGAGAUCACUAGUUAUCAUUCUGACAUCCUCUCUGUAAUGGGAACCUUGUUCCUCUGGGUGUUCUGGCCUUCGUUUAACUCUGCUCUGACCUUUAAGGGUGACGAUCAACACAGAGCAAUACUCCACACUUUUAUAGGUCUAAGCUCAUCCACCAUCACGGCCUUUGCACUCUCUGCAGUUUUCAGUAAGAGAGGCAAACUCACAAUGGCUGAUAUUCAGAAUGUGACUCUGGCAGGGGGUGUGACUGUUGGGGCUUCUGUGGACAUGAUGAUUUUCCCUGUAGCUGCAUACGUCCUAGGCGUCAUGGGCUGUACUGCCUGUUUUUUUGGAUACAAGUACCUGACCCCCUUUUUGGCCAGACACAUGAGGAUCCAAGACCAGUGUGGUAUUCACAACCUGCACGGGCUCACUGGCCUUAUAUCAUCCAUAGCAGGGAUCUGUGCCAUCCUCCUAGCCACUGAGGAAAUCUACGGACCCAGCAUGUACCAGACCUUUUCUCAUCGUGCUCCACGGGAGGGAGAUCCCAAGCUCCUGGAACUGCAGAGGCUGAUUCCUGGUCUGAAGCCGGGCUUGGGUCGCACUGCGCAGGAACAAGCUGUCUACCAGCUGGUAGCUGUCAUCUCCACCAUUGCAGCAUCUACAGUUGGUGGGCUGCUCACUGGUUUGGUCAUGAAGCUGCCCUUCAUGGCAUCACCAUCUGACAGGGAGUGCUUUGAUGAUGAGCUUUUCUUUAACAUGCCCUCUGGCUUUGACAGUGAAGGGCUCAAGAUCCCCAUAAGCUGUGAUGAAAAAGGACAAAUGAGGUCUAUGAACAUCAAAGUCUGA